Letharia lupina is the source of this 378-nucleotide messenger RNA. RefSeq lists its product as uncharacterized. The transcript has 2 exons. The record is from RefSeq and is a predicted model, not a curated record. NCBI's taxonomy places the organism in Eukaryota, Fungi, Ascomycota, Lecanoromycetes, Lecanorales, Parmeliaceae. The coding region runs from base 1 to 378 and encodes 125 amino acids.
AUGGGGCCUGAGACCCUCGACGUCGUGCUCGCCUGCACAGAUCACAAAGUUCUAGUGGAGAUCCGCCGAACUCCCCAGCCCUGCAGCGACGUCCCGGGAACUCCUGGCGCUGUCUCCUGGGGCUCUAUCAUUCUGCACGAGCUGGUGCAUCUAGACGCUAGUGAUACACUGGGCGUGGAGGUCGCCGAUCUGCUUACAGAGUAUACAGCAAGAGCUGUGCUCGCUGUGUUACCACAAGGAACGAAUGCUACCUCGGAGACGAAUGCGUACGAACAGAUGGCUGGUUUUGCCUGGGCCUUGGGCCUCGGGGCGCCGUGGUGGCAAGGCGGCACAGGCCUUCAUGACUUUUCCAAUAGCAACUUCGACGGCAUGUGGUAG